Acanthamoeba castellanii str. Neff is the source of this 923-nucleotide messenger RNA. RefSeq lists its product as uncharacterized. The transcript has 6 exons. Lineage: Eukaryota; Discosea; Longamoebia; Acanthamoebidae. The annotation marks the transcript as partial. The record is from RefSeq and is a predicted model, not a curated record. Gene Ontology annotation, molecular function: zinc ion binding.
AUGCGGCGGGAGCUGCCCGACCGCCGCAUCGAGUUUAGGGUGCUGGGCCAGCACGAGGACUCAUACCGGGUGAUCUUUGAUUUCGGCCCUAAUUACAAGCGUGCAGAGUGCCUGUGCGCCCGACAAACCUCCGCCUCACGCCACCAGAGGGGUUGGUGCAAGCACAUUAUCGCUUGUCUGGCGACGGUCGUUUGCGACAGCGUGACCGCCCCUGAGUGGGUUCGGCGUAUGCCGGGGGCGAACGAGGUGAUCGCGUUGGUCUCCUUUGACUUUAUCGCGCGCUGCAACAACUACGCGCGCUCCGAGGAGUCGGCAACCCAAGUCAGCGCCCAACAACAACAACAACAACAACCUGCGGAAACCGCGGUCGAAGAGCUUAUACCGAGCAGCUGCGCUGCGGUCGUCGGGGAGGCGGCGUCACCUGAGGGCAAAACGAGUGCGGGUCCGCUGGAGCUCUUUCCCAUUAUGAAGCUUUACAGUCCUCGCAUUGGACCGAGCCCUCAGUGCGUGUGGAACAUCGUCAAGGCCUGCGUCAAGAAGGGCGCUGUCGCCAUACUCGACGAAGGGACACAGAGAUGUGGUCUCACCGAGAGCGGCUGCGCGGCGGCGCUCGAAGCCGUGGACUCCGAUAGACAGAGACGCAGCCGGGAGGCCGUACCCCUGCCCGUUGUCCCCGCGUCCCUACUAUCGCCGGCCCGGCAGGAGGCCUCCCCUGCGGCGCAAGAGUUGUCGUACCCGGCUUCGCUCUUUGCCGUCUCGGGCACCGGUGGUGCUGCCCAACCAGCGUUGUCAGCUGUGGACAGCAUGGAGACGACCACCGAAAAGCCCGACAGCGACCACAUGGAGACUCGCCCCUUCGUGUCAACGUGCACCACUCCAUCUGCUGGCAACGGCGCCUUUACCUCAACCUCGGCCUCUAGCUC